CGUCACUUGCAAUAAUCAAUCAAGAACUCUAGAGAAAAAAAAGCAAAACAUCUAGUGAAGCCAAAAGAACUGUAACAUACUCAACAUCAUGUUACUGAAUUAAAAAGAAAGACUAGGUCAAUUUAGAACACUCUAGGAUAUUAAGUAACAAUGUGCAUCAGAGAGAUUCCCAUUUAGACAUUAAUCAUCAUUCUCAUCUCCUAACAAAGGAGAUUCUGAUGUCCCUGUCUUUUCAUCGUCACUUGCACUAAACCAUUAAAACCUCUCCGCAAAGGAAACCAAAUCAAAACACAAGUUACACAAAGUAACUUCAAAAACAAUUCAAGCUCGAGAGCAAAUGCUAUACAUAAUCAGGAAAAUAGAUAUUAGAUGUGGUAGCCUCAGAUUCGAUUUCUUUUUCCUAGAGAUUAAUCUCUCAAAGUAUAUUUAACACCAUCACAGGCAUCAAGAAUAAUCAAAGACAGCACAAACAUAUAACACAACAGCCCUCAAAACAAAACAUUAUAAAAAACUUGUGUUCUAGAGAAGUAUUAUAUACAAGAAAAGAGGCGGUGUUAAAAUUAGGGCAGAGACAUGUUAAAAGGUAUUAAUGGGCUUUGACAUACUGUGGCCCAACUAGCAUGAAAUUUAAUUAAGACUUACCGGUUUAGGUCCACUUUGGAAAGCAAUUUGAUUAAACAAAACCGGUUCUCUCUCUCUCUCUACAGAGAGCACACAAUUCUGUUGGUGGACGUUCAAGUUUCCCGCGAAAUCCAAGCUUCUCCCUUCGUCUGCUUUUGUGAGCUUUCUCUCUGUUCCACCAUUAAACUUCCUUUUUUUCUCUUAUUCAACUUUUUUUCUUCUUCUUCUUUCUUGGGACAAUCUCUUUUAGUGCUUUUUUUUUUACAUUCGUCCUCCAGAGCUCUUUUUUUUUUCUCUGUCUCUGCUGCAAAAUACCCUUUUUAAAUCUUCCGUUACAGUGAAUUUUGUUCUCUAGAGAGAGAGAGACUCUAUGUCCAAGUUUAGACGUCUCCAUAUUCAAAGAUUUGGUUGUUUUCUUUCUUCUGCAUGAUCAUUUGCUAAAUAACUCAUUAAACGAGCAAGUUUUUUUGAAGCGUUGAGUCACAUAGAGAACAAAGAUGGGUAGGGUUAAGUUGAAGAUUAAACGGCUUGAGAGCACAGGCAAUAGGCAAGUUACAUACUCAAAGAGAAAAAGUGGGAUCUUGAAGAAAGCCAAAGAGUUAUCCAUUUUGUGUGACAUUGAUAUUGUCCUUCUUAUGUUUUCUCCUACCGGAAAGCCUACAGUUUUCCAUGGAGAACACAGUUGCAUUGAAGAGGUUAUUUCUAAGUUUGCACAAUUAACUCCACAAGAAAGGACAAAAAGGAAAUUGGAGAGCCUUGAAGCAUUGAAGAAGACUUUUAAGAAACUUGAUCAUGAUGUAAAUAUACACGAGUUUUUAGGAGCAAGGAAUCAAACUAUUGAGGGUCUAAGUAACCAAGUAGCCAUUUCCCAAGCUCAGCUUAUGGAGUGUCAUAGGAGGCUAAGUUGUUGGACGAACAUCGAUAGAAUAGAAAACACUGAGCACCUCAAUUUAUUGGAAGAAUCAUUGAGGAAAUCUAUUGAAAGAAUCCAGUUUCACAAGGAACAUUACGCAAAGAACCAACUUUUGCCAUUAGAUUGUACAACAACACAGUUUCACAGCGGGAUACAGUUGCCGUUGGCAAUGGAAGGUAACAACAGUAUGCAAGAAGCUCACUCGAUGUCUUGGCUUCCUAAUAACGAUAACCAGGAAACAAUAUUACCUGGUGAAUCCAGCUUUCUUCCUCAUAGAGAGAUGGAUGGUUUGAAUCCUGUUUAUUCAAACGGCUUCUUUGAGUCUGUAAAACAAGAAGAUCAGAUGUGUAGCAACCAAGGUCAGCAGUUUGAGCAGUUAGAACAACAACAAGGACACGGUUGUUUGGGCUUGCAACAAAUUGGGGAGGAGUUUUCAUAUCCUACACCAUUUGGUACUACUCUUGGAAUGGACGAAGAUCAAGAAAAGAAGAUAAAAUCUGAAAUGGAGUUGAACAACUUGCAACAAAAACAACAGCAGCAAGAUCCUUCAUCAAUGUAUGCUCCAACGGCUAAUAAUGGUGGCUGCUUUCAAAACCCUCAUGAUCAAUCCAUGUUUAGCACUGAUCAUCAUCAUCAUUACCAGCAUUAUCAGCAUCAUCAAAAUUGGGUUCCAGGUCCAGUGUUUGGUCAAGCAUCUUACAACCAGGUUUGUGUUCCAUUGGAACUAUCUAACUAUGUGAUCCACCAAACUAAAUAUGUCUCUGUAUAUUUGGUGAUUGCAGCAACCAAACUAAUUACUAAGGAGAGGGCCCAUCAUGUAUGUAACCUUAUACUAUGGAUGAUGACUUUACGUAUGAACAAGGACGAGUUUGAGCCAUUGUUGUAAUAUACAAUGUUAUAUAUAUAGAGGGACUGUGUAUGUGUGUUUGUAGUGUGAGAGCGUGUGUCAUAUAACUCAGAGGAGUUUUAGACAUUUUGUAUAUAAGAGAUCAUAUACUAUUUUGUAAGAAUGAUAAAAUAUUAUCAACAUGUAUAGUUUGUUUAUAGAUGUUGUUUAAGUGUUUGAGACAACAAAAGAUGGUAUCAUGAAUACACAACAUAAGUCCGAAUAACAAAAACGAAAGGAUCGAAUUAAAAAAUAUUAAACAAAGCUUCAUUACAACAAUAAGUAACUCUUAAGUCAAAUCUAUAAUCUUGUAGAAUUUUCUUGCAACGGAUGGAGUACUUAUAGUUCAUUGAUCUUCACAUUCACAUGGUAACUCGACACGACACAAUGGACAAACAGGAUUGGUGUCAACCCACUUUAUGAGACACUCAUCAUCAAGAUAAUUCGGAACAAGAUCCAGCCGAACUUUCAAAGCACAUCCAGGAGAAUACUCACUACUUGUGGGACAAGUUACUUCAUCAACAUACAAAAUUAGCUUCAUUAUCGCAUCACAGAUAAGAUCGUUGGUGAUUCCAGCUUCCAUCAAGAAGUAAUUCAAGUCCUCUUUGCUUUUGCACUCGUCGUUCUCAUCAUCUAUGAAGUCUUUGGCGAGCGAGAGAGUCGUGAAUGUCAAGUUUUUAUCUUCGCCAAAGAUCGUGGCUGUGACUCUGAUUGUGCCAGCAUCUUCUGGUUCAGGGCUGUUAUCGAUCUCGUGGGAGAAUUUGGCCGUCAUAACUAGUUACGCAAACACUCUCGGUUAAAUCGAAAAUAGGGUUCUACGCAAAUUUUUCUUGUUGUUUGUAGUUGCUCUCUCGAUGAUCUUGAUUUUGCCUUUGAGUGAGUUAUAUUUAUAACCUUUUUAGUCGGUGAUCUAAUUGUACUUUUAGUUGGGUAUUUACCUAAACAAUUUCCUUUUCUUUUUUUUUUAAGAAGAGAGUACAGUUUCCUUUUUUAGACGAGUCUAACAAUUUCCUUUUUUCUUACUUACAAUUUCCUUAUUUUCUUAAGAAUUUCUAUGUUUGACAACCACUAUCUAAGAACAUUUAAAUCGCUCAAGUAUAUCAAAUAGAUUUCUGAGCGUGGUUAAGAUAUAGAGUUCUAAGAUAUAUAUCCUCAAAUAUUAUUGAAUCUGUUUUUUUGACAAAAUUAGCAUAUAAUGAAAUUGUUUCUAAAAUAACACUUACUAAAAAUAAAAAUAAAUAAAUAUACAUUUCAUAUUUUAGUUUAAAUUUAUUGAUUAGUUUUUAGAGUUUAGUAUUUAAAGAGUGAGGUGACAUUGAGGUUAAGAAAUUAGAAUAAUUUAGAUUUUACUACGAAUUUGGAGAUUUCCUCAUUUAAUAAUCUCCUUUGAACCGACACUUCACAAUGAUUUAGAAUCAGUCGAAUGAUUCUUGAACCAGAGUCCAAUGCUAGACUGAACCGAGAGCAAAAAGAUUAACAUAAGAAUAAACUAUAUAUGAUUUUGCGCAAGUCGCAAAGCUUUAAACAAUAUCGCUACCUAGUUCUCAAUCUCAUUCACCAUUCAUCAAUUCAUAUGCCAACUCAAAACGACGCGAUGAACAAACAUGACUGAUUUCGACCAAACAAAAAGAACAAACAUGAUUGCUUACAAGCCUGUACACAACAUAGAUUCAUCGUCAAACUUAAGUCUAGAUGGUACAGUUAAACUCUUCCAAACAAAUCGUGCACUUAUUAGUCAAUCUAGUCUUGUUGUGUAUUUUACUGAUCAAAGAGAAGAUGAUGUCAUGCGGUUGACGUAGACAUGACAAGUCUUCUCUUUCUCUUAUGGUUAGCCUUGUAACAAGCUUGUCUCAAUCUCUUUGUCUUAUCCUCAUAUUCCAAAUCUGGAGACUCCUUCAUCCUUUUCUUCUCCUUCUUGAGCUUUUCCAAUUUUUUUCUUUGCUCAUCUGCGUUCCCUUCCCCUUUCUCCAACUUCUCCUGUUUCAGUUACAAAGGUAGUCACAUCAAAAUUCGUUCAUCUCCUAUAUUGGCUAAGUAGAAGGCUAAUAGUGGAAAUAUGUAGCUGGUUAGAUUCGAACCCUGACCUCGACCCACUUUAACUCAACCAUUGAACUAUCACUACUUGGUUACAACAUCAAAAGUUCACUAAAUCACAAAACUUAAAAUAUGAAGAGAAAAAACAAAAAACCAUACAAUAUAUGAUUCCUACUUAAUCCCUAGAGAGCUUUGUGUUGGUUUUUGAAAAAAAAUCUUUAGGAAUUUCACAAGUUACAACUUAAUCGUAGUAUAAGUAUGGGAUAGUUCAUAUAUAUACCUUGACAUUCUCGAUGAGAUUAUCUAGGCUCAUGAACUUACGAUGAGGCCAACGCUGAAUACCCAAGUCACGACAUUUCUUCUUCAAAAGAGUUAAACCAAUGUUAAGCUCCUUAGCCGCUUGAGCUAUUGGCAUGUCAUAGUACAAUGAGAUGGUUUCCUUCGACAAUGGCUUUGCAACAUAGCUACUAUAAGCACAUUCUUCUCUGACUCUUUUCUUGACAGUUUCAGUCUUUUUCACCAAAUCAAAAUCUUCUCUUUGAUGUUCAUCAAACAUCGACUCUUUUUCAGUCCAUGAAACAGAACCGUACUCGUUAAGUAAAUCUGUAUAAGCAAAAAGAUAAGAGUUAGAAAUUCUUACAGAACACAUGAGAGUCUAAAUACAAUAUAGUGCAUGUGUGUAUAUAAUUAUACGUAGUUACGUACCUUCAUGAGAGACGAUGGAGAUGGGUUCAAGAUCAGGUAAAGCCAGAAAGUUUGAGGCAGAUGGAAGAUAAUAAUCAUAGUUGCCAGAGGAAAUAAUUUCAUCUUCCAAUCCAAAGAAAUUAUUGGUGAACUCGCUGCAUUAACGAGCACACAACAUUAAGUUAUGGAUCAAUAAAAAAAGAAGUAUAAACAUGUAAAAAGAGGGCUCGUGAUCAAUAUUUUUACCUUUGAUAAGAGAAAUACUCUAGAAACGAGAAUGGCUUAUCUUCUUUGUCAAAUACCUUAUCACACUCCAAACUGCUAAACGAGUUCAUCAUCAUUAAUAUGAUCACUAAUCAGAUAAAGAAAGAAAGAGGUGUAGAUAAAAAUAUACUGGUAGAUAUGGAAAGAGAAGGUAUACAAGUGAAGUUAUAGAACUCUACGGGAAAAGUAGGCAUUGACGGCUAAUUGAUUGCCCUGUAAAGUUUGGAGUUACGAGAGAUGUAGAAAUGAUUAAUGCUAAUUAAUGCCAAGAAGUGGGACGUUUUUAAGAUUAAUUCAUAAAAAUAGAAUUAUCUUUUUAAAAUCUCUGCAUGCUGCUGCAUGCAUAUGAUUAUGAGUUGAUAAGAUCUCUUCUCCUCUUUCUCACGUUCCAAAAAUAUUGUUUAAAAAUAUACAGUAUAAAUAUUUAAAUCAAUUUACACACAUAAGUUAUGGCUCCGAAUGGUAACAGCGGUUUGAGCGGUGCGGGACAAGCGGAUUGGAUACUGCGGUGCGGUUUAGCUGCGGUUUGUAUAAGAGAAACGCAUGCUGCGGAACAACUGCGGUUCGUCUAAAAAAACGGUUCAAAACAAAGUAUGAAUGGUGACAUAUACCAUAAAUAGUACAAUUGCGGGAUACAUAUGAUAUAUUUAUAUUUUACAAAUUAAAAAUCAGCGAUACUAGUAUAAUUAUUAAAAUAUAAAUUUUCUUUUAAAAAUUAUUUUAUAUAUCUCAUAUACAUAAUUUAAUAUGCUAUAAAUGAGAUUUAUAGGCAAUUAUUUUAUGUUUAAAAAAUAAUAAUUGUGCUAGUUGUCUUUAAACAAAAUUAAAUUAAAAUAUCCAAAAAUAUUCAAUUAAUUUAUAAUAAAUUAUAAAUUUAGAUACCAGUGAUACUAGUAUAAACAACUGUUAUUUAAUUUAUAAAAAUCUUUAUAUAUCUGAAAAACUGUACAAAUCAUAUCCACAUAUUUCUUCAUCUAAAAUAUUGUAUUUCAAAUUUCAAAAUUAUAGCUAGUCACUGGCACAUUUAUCUGAAACAAAAUCAAACCAAACCAAAAAACGAAAUUUGGUU
Brassica napus (rape) is the source of this 6471-nucleotide messenger RNA. Its product is annotated as agamous-like MADS-box protein AGL65. Gene Ontology annotation, molecular function: RNA polymerase II cis-regulatory region sequence-specific DNA binding; protein dimerization activity; DNA-binding transcription factor activity, RNA polymerase II-specific. Gene Ontology annotation, biological process: positive regulation of transcription by RNA polymerase II. NCBI's taxonomy places the organism in Eukaryota, Viridiplantae, Streptophyta, Magnoliopsida, Brassicales, Brassicaceae. The record is from RefSeq and is a predicted model, not a curated record. Bases 1119 to 2420 code for a protein of 433 amino acids. The transcript is spliced from 11 exons.